This is a messenger RNA of Auanema sp. JU1783, 282 nucleotides long. The record is from the annotation of a GenBank genome assembly. Lineage: Eukaryota; Metazoa; Nematoda; Chromadorea; Rhabditida; Rhabditidae.
AUGGAGGCGUUUCCCAUUUCGUCAUUCCUCAAUUUCAUUUCAAUUUCUGAAGAUUUAAGCUCGGCCAAUUUAACAAUGAUGAAAUGCGUUAUUUCCCUGUUAGUAUUCCUUGCCAUUAUCUGUGUUGCUGUUGAGAGCCUUACGCUCUAUCGGCGAGUUCCAUUACCUCCAGUCGAUCGUUAUUUGAAGGAAAUCGGCCAAUCAUCACAACUAACAGCAAACAAGAGGUUCACAGCUGAUAUGCUCUUUAAUGAAGAAGAAUGGCCACCUCGUUUUAUCUGA